GUAUAGGGACCCCACAAACCCAACCUUUCUCCACAGCAACCGACUCGACUGAGUCACUCAGUCUCCUCCUCCAACGCCAAACACCACCAUCACCCCUCUUCUAUCUCUCUGCAAAAACGACACACCCCUCUCUCUAACCCUAACAUCCCCCUUUUCAUCUUUUCAAUCACACCCCACAAUCAAACGGCCCAUAUCUAUCCACGUGUCCACCACCAUCCUCAUCUUUCUUCUUCACUUGUCUCUGUUACCUCACCAAUUUAAUCUCACAAGAUCCCCUUUUUAGGGUUUGUUUUCCACACCCAUCAAACCCUCUUAAAAUUCUUUCGAAAAAUCUCAAAAUUUUCAAAAAUCAAGAAACUUUGAUGCUUAUGUUCUUGAUUCUUAUUCAUGUUUGAGCUUCUGCUUUGUGGGGUUUGCGAAAUUUAGGGUUUGUCUUGAAUUGAGGGAAUUUGAACUGGGUUGAUGGUGAUUGAGAAAAUUAGCUUAAAAGUUGUUCGGAAACCGAAUAGGGUAGAGUCUGAUAACAUGUCUAGUGAAGAAGAUGAGUUUCAGAAAAGAGGCGUUGCGUUAGAAGAAGAUGGCGAUGACUGUGAUUCGGGUGCGGGUUCGGACGAGUUUGAUUUGCUUGAAUUGGGUGAAACCGGUGAGGAGUUUUGUCAAAUCGGCGAUCAAACGUGUAGCGUUCCGUUUGAGUUGUACGAUCUUCCCGGGUUAGAAGAUGUUUUGUCGAUGGAUGUUUGGAACGAUUUGUUAACGGACGACGAACGGUUAAAUCUUACGAAAUAUCUCCCGGAUAUGGACCAAGAACAUUUUAUGAGGACCGUGAAAGAUCUUUUUACGGGUUCGAAUUUUCACUUUGGUGUUCCGAUGACGAAGUUUUACAAUAUGUUAAAGGGAGGGUUGUGUGAACCGAGAGUCUCGAUUUACAGACAAGGGGUCGGGUUUAUUCAAAAGCAUCGGCAUUAUCAUGUAAUUCGAAAGCAUCAAAACACGAUGGUCAACAAGCUUGUUCAGGCACGUGACGUUUGGUCAAAGUGUAGGGGGUACAGCAUCGAUGAAAAGAUCCGUGUGUUACACAUUAUGAAAAGUCAGAAGAGCUUAAUGAAUGAAAAUACAGAAGAAUUGGAAACCGACUCUUCAGAAGAAUCUGCAGAUGGGUUAUGGAGCAACAAGACGUUAAAAGAAUAUAAACCGAAGGGGAAGCAAAACUUGAAAGGAACUCAAAAGGUUUCGGGCUCGAAAACGUUUACAACCGAAGAACGUGUAAACCCGUUUUCUUCUCUUGAAGUAAAGCACGGGCCAUCAAGUUCAUCAUCGCUUCUUUCUAGACAAAUGCGGGAUCACGAAGAAAAUGCGAUGUAUGAUGUCACCGUACACGGAGAACAUAAUUUGACGGAUAGAGUUGGGAAGAAGCAUAAAGGUUAUAUCGGUGAAGAAUUUCAAGAAACGUUUAUGGGUGUGCCUGUGCCAUUGAAGACCGAUAUGCAUGCUUUUGGAAGAAAUAGGGUUGUAAAUCAGUUAUCGGAUAUUAAAGUGUUGACUGCUAAACCGUCUGGUUCAAGAUUUCCUUAUGAUUAUGGGAAGAAGGUCAAUCGUCCUGAGUAUAAUCAGAAAAUCGAUGUUGAAGGUGCAUUGAAUUAUAGGAACCCACAUGAUUUAAAUCAACAGGAUCCAUUUUGGCAUCAGUCACGAGGGGACUCCAUUGAUCUGUACAGGAUGGGAAUGAAGAAGGGCAAAACGGUCAAUACCCAAAACGGAGGAAGAGUUGUGGCCGCUGCUGAAGGAAUGAAAAUGUUAGCAAAAGGCGAAGAAACAGAAUCCGAUUCAUCUGAACAGUUCGGUGAAGAUGACGAUGAUAACCCUUUGAUGAGAAGCAAAUGGGCUUACCCCAGUGGCGUGAAAUCCAGGCCCGAUUUCAAAAAACAAAAACUUGGUGGCAAAAACAAUAAUAAAAGUUUUAAAAAUAUGAACGGUGAUGUUCGCUUUGAAGAUAUUUUCGUAAGAAAAACAUAUCCUGACGGGUCGUUACAAAAGAAGGGUAAAACACAUGGUAACAAUCUUUUUAACGAUCUGAACAGUGAUGCUCGUUUCGAAGACUUUCUCGUAAGAAAACCAUAUCCUGGUGGGAAGAAGAGAAAAGGAGAAUUCGGAAAUGACCAUUCUACCCUUCCGUCAAUGCACAUAAACGAUUAUCAUGAAAUGGUGGAUAUACGAUUAUCAGGUGGCAAUUCGGGGUCCAAGAAACGGAAAGCAAAAGAUGAAUUGAUGUACAUGGAUGAUCAUGAUCAAGAAGGUCAAAGUCAAUUCAAUGAUGUUUACGUUAGAACCGUUGGGAAAAGGAAAUGGGCGGACGAUAUCCCUUUCGAGAACGUGAUUCCCGAGCCAACAGUUAUGGAGAUUGCAGAAGAAGAAGCGGAUUUCGAAAAUAAAACACAGAAAAAACCGUUUAUCUUAAUCACACCUACGGUUCACACGGGAUUUUCGUUCUCGAUUAUACACCUUUUAUCGGCAGUACGAAUGGCAAUGGUAACCCUACUUCCAGAAGAUAAUGUAAACGAUGAGGUAAAGCCGGAAGCUGGUAAUGGUGAUCACAACGUAGAUCCAACCGUCCCGUCUUUGACCGUCAAGGAUAUAGUCAACCGGGUUCAGUCAAACCCGGGUGACCCGUGUAUUCUCGAAACUCAAGAACCACUUCAAGAUUUGGUAAGAGGGGUUUUAAAGAUAUUUUCUUCAAAAACCUCACCUUUAGGAGCUAAAGGAUGGAAACCGCUCGUUUUAUAUAAAAAGCCUGUUAAGUCUUGGUCAUGGGUCGGGCCCGUUUCUCGGGUUUCAUCAGAUCAUGAAAACGUUGAAGAAGUAACGUCUCCCGAAUCAUGGGGACUUCCGCACAAAACGUUAGUUAAGUUAGUUGACUCGUUCGCUAAUUGGCUAAAAAGCGGUCAAGAAACGUUACAACAAAUUGGAAGUCUACCCCCUCCACCUUUGACCUUAAUGCAAGUCAACUUAGAUGAAAAAGAACGGUUUCGAGAUUUACGGGCUCAAAAAAGUCUCAACACGAUAAACCCGAGUUCAGAAGAAGUUCGGGAUUAUUUCCGUAAAGAAGAAGUUCUACGGUAUUUAAUACCGGACCGCGUUUUUGCGUAUACAACUGUGGACGGUAAAAAGUCAACGGUGGCCCCGUCAAGAAAGGGUGCGGGAAAGCCGACAUCGAAAGCCCGUGACCAUUUCAUGUUGAAGCGGGACCGGCCACCUCACGUAACCAUUCUUUGUUUGGUUCGAGACGCUGCUGCACGGUUACCGGGAAGCAUCGGGACACGUGCCGAUGUUUGUACGUUAAUUCGUGACUCACAAUACAUAGUAGAAGAGGUUUCAGAUGCUCAAGUGAAUCAAGUGGUCAGUGGUGCGUUGGACCGUUUGCAUUAUGAGCGGGACCCGUGUGUGCAGUUUGACGGUGAAAGGAAACUAUGGGUUUAUUUACAUAGAGAAAGAGAAGAAGAGGAUUUCGACGAUGACGGGACUUCAUCGACUAAAAAAUGGAAACGACAAAAGAAAGAAGCGGUUGAACCAUCUGAUCAGGGCGGUGACGGUGGUGGUGGUGGUGGUGCGGUUACUUUGGCCUAUCAUGGAACGGGUGAGCCGACGGGGUUUGAUUUGAGUAUCGAACCAGAACCAUCGAGUGUCAACAACGAUCAAGAUUUUGAUGAUGGAAGAGAGGAAGAUGUUGUUGAGGUCUGUGUUUCUUGAUGAGUUUUGUUUUAAGGUACCGGGCGGUGUAAUAAUAAAGAAAAUUGCACAGAAAGGGAUGGAUUUUUGACAUACGGGAAGCGAAUAGUUGAAGAUUGAUAUGUAGUUUGGUAUAUAGAUUUUAUAUUGAUUUAUAAUAUAAUGAAUUUACAAAUUUGUUAAAGUUGUGUUGCCUUUUGGGUGUAUGAGAAUUAGUUAUAGUAUGAAUGCUACAACAGGUUGGUAAUA
This is a messenger RNA of Helianthus annuus (common sunflower), 3972 nucleotides long. RefSeq lists its product as uncharacterized. NCBI's taxonomy places the organism in Eukaryota, Viridiplantae, Streptophyta, Magnoliopsida, Asterales, Asteraceae. The record is from RefSeq and is a predicted model, not a curated record. Gene Ontology annotation, cellular component: Ino80 complex. The coding region runs from base 463 to 3744 and encodes 1093 amino acids. The transcript is spliced from 4 exons.